UGUUUGAUAUUAUAGCUUAUAUUGUGAAAUUACCACCUUACCCUCCACUUAAAUAUUAAAUUUACAAACAUAUACCCUCAACUAUAAAAGAUGGAGAUAAUAGUUUUAGCGCCAAAUUUGGGAACUUGGGCGCGGGUUCUCACAAUAAAAAGAGAAACCCAUCGAUUCACAUCUACAAUUGCAGAUUUCAUUUACCAUUCCAAACAUAGGGCUCCCGAAAAAUUAGAACACCAACUCUUCAAGGGUGUUUGCUGAGUUCGAGUUUUUCAUUUUGAAAAAGUCUCAAUGUCUGCCUUCCAACAAGACUCGGCGAGCAAUGACGCAGGCCGCGUACAGCCCAAUAAAUCCGAAAAGACACGACGUUCAUGGUCACUAAGGGAGGAGGAACAGUUGAUUGCCGCAUUGAAGGAAAUAGUAGUUAAUGGAUGGAGAUCAGAUAAUGGCUUUAGAGCGGGUUACCUUGGGAAACUUGAAGAAGCCAUGAAGAUUGCAUUUCCAGGGACUGAUCUCAAGGGUAUCCCACAUAUUCACUCAAAAAUCUCCAUGUGGAAGAGGAACUAUUACUCAUUGUCACUGAUGUUGAGGGAUAGCGGUAUUGGCUUUAACGUCAACGGAAAGUUUAUGAUUGAUUGCACUCUCGAACAAUGGGAUGAUAUUGUAAAGGGUGAUCCUUCUGCACGUGGGAUGAAAAAAAAAAGGUUGGCCUCAUUUGGAAGAGUGGAAGGAGAUAUUUGGAAAGGAUCGAGCAACUGGGACAACAGCAGAAGAUGUUACUGAUGCAGUAGACGAAAUGAGGAACAUUGUUGAAGACGACGAGAAUGAUGGAGCGUAUGGUGAUUAUGUUCAUGUGUUUACUGCCGAUACAGAGACCGAGGGCCCCGCUGACAGUGUGUGUCAACCCGAGAAGGCAGAACGUGCUCCACGAGUCUCGGGUAAGAAGAUAAAAGCAAACGACGACGAUGAGAAAUGGUUCAAUCUGUUCAAAGAGAUGAGCAGCAACGCUAAUGCGAGGAUGGAUUGCAUAGCUUCGAAGCUUGGUUACAAGCAAGAUUUGGUGAAAGCUAGAAAGGAAGUGUUUGAUCAAAUCAAUAGCAUGCCUACCUUGACAAUGGUAGAUAAAUUUGAUGCGUAUCAAAUGUUGGCAGGUGACAAGCAGGGUCUCGAGCUCUUUAUGGGACUCCCCGUUGAGGCGAAACUACAGUAUGUCUUACACAUACUAAUGUCUAGGAAACUCUAGACAUGGGAAAUAUUGACAGCGGUUUAUUUUGGUGUGAUAUGCUGCUGCAAUAUUUGUAGUUAAGUUUUAGUAUUUUGUUUUGGUAAUAUAGCUUGUUGGGAAUCUAGUGGUCCGUAUUGGUUAAACCAAAUAUUUUGAUGCUAUCACUUUUAUAUAGUACUUGGAAAUUAUGUGUUCA
Messenger RNA from Salvia miltiorrhiza (redroot sage), 1415 nucleotides. RefSeq lists its product as uncharacterized. The transcript has 3 exons. Lineage: Eukaryota; Viridiplantae; Streptophyta; Magnoliopsida; Lamiales; Lamiaceae. The coding region runs from base 286 to 777 and encodes 163 amino acids. The record is from RefSeq and is a predicted model, not a curated record.